AUGCUUCCCAAUCCUUCUGAAAAGUACAAGAAGUUUGUGCCUUUGAAGCUCCCCAAUAGACAAUGGCCAGAUAGAACGUUCGAGAAACCUCCGCGCUGGCUGUCCACCGACCUCAGAGAUGGAAAUCAGUCUCUUCCUGAUCCGAUGUCUGUUGAGGAGAAAAAGAUCUAUUUCCAGAAACUGCUUGACAUCGGAUUCAAAGAGAUCGAGGUCGCCUUCCCGUCAGCCUCGCAGAUCGAUUUCGAUUUCACCAGAUAUUGUGUUGAAAAUGCCCCAGAGGACGUCUCUAUCCAGGUUCUUUCUCCGUGCCGUCCAGAGCUGAUCAAACGCACUGUCGAGUCGCUUUCUGGAGCUAAAAAAGCCAUUGUCCACUUGUACUUGGCCACCUCUGACUGCUUCCGUGAUGUUGUGUUUGGCUUGUCGAAAGAAGAGACGUUGAAGCUUGCUACGGAAUGCACUAAGUUGGUGAGAAGUCUCACUAAGGACGAUCCGAAGCAAAAAGACACCGUCUGGUCGUACGAGUUCUCGCCAGAGACGUUUAGUGACAGCGACCCGGACUAUGUUUUGGAGGUCUGCGAGAGUGUUAAGGCUGCUUGGGGCCCAAGUAAGGAAAAUCCUAUCAUUUUCAACCUCCCUGCCACCGUCGAGAUGUCGACGCCAAACGUGUAUGCUGACCAGAUUGAGUACUUUUGCACGCACAUAUCCAACAGAGAUACCGUUUGUGUGUCUCUCCACCCACAUAACGACCGUGGGUGUGCCGUUGGUGCGGCAGAGCUUGCGCAGCUUGCUGGUGCCGACAGAGUCGAGGGGUGUCUUUUUGGAAACGGAGAGCGGACUGGCAAUGUCGACUUGGUCACUCUGGCUCUGAAUCUGUACACACAGGGGAUCCAUCCGAACCUGGACUUUUCAGACAUGAAAUCUGUGAUUGAUGUGGUGGAAAAAUGCAACAAAAUCCCUGUGCAUGCUCGUGCCCCUUACGGCGGACAGUUGGUGGUCUGUGCCUUUUCCGGCUCUCACCAGGAUGCUAUCAAGAAAGGUUUCGAGAGAAGAAAAGACAAGAAGGGCAUCUGGCAGAUUCCGUAUCUUCCGUUGGAUCCACAAGAUAUCGGCAGAACCUACGAGGCCAUCAUCCGUGUCAAUUCGCAAUCUGGAAAGGGCGGUGCCUCGUGGAUCAUUUUGCGCAACAUGGAGCUCGAUCUUCCUCGUGGCCUGCAAAUAAGUUUCUCGAAAGUGGUCCAGGAUGCCACCGAGAAGAAGGGAAGAGAGCUCAAGGCAAACGAGAUCAUGGAUCUGUUCAAGAACGAGUAUCUGCUCUACAACUACGAGGACGGCGAAAAUCUCAAGCCGGCGGGCAACUUGUUCAAAUUGGACAACUACUAUCUCGGUAAUAAGGACAAGAAAACCAGACAGUUGGUGGUCGACAUGUCGAAUUACGACGGAACUAUUUCGUACAAAGUUCUGGGAGAGGGUAACGGACCUAUCUCUGCGUUUGUGAACGGUUUGAACACACAAUUCAAGUCGAAGUUCGAGGUGAUUAACUACCACGAGCAUUCUCUGGGUUCUGACUCCAACUCCAAGGCAGCAGCCUACAUCAACUGUAAGGUUGACGACAAGCACCUCAUUUGGGGUGUUGGUAUCAACGAGGAUGUCAGCACUGCCAGUUUCAACUCUCUGUUGAGUGUCAUCAACCAAGCCAUCCGCAAAGGUGUGAUCAAGGAGAUGAACGUGUGA
This is a messenger RNA of Ogataea parapolymorpha DL-1, 1731 nucleotides long. Its product is annotated as 2-isopropylmalate synthase. NCBI's taxonomy places the organism in Eukaryota, Fungi, Ascomycota, Pichiomycetes, Pichiales, Pichiaceae. Gene Ontology annotation, cellular component: mitochondrion. Gene Ontology annotation, biological process: L-leucine biosynthetic process. The record is from RefSeq and is a predicted model, not a curated record. Gene Ontology annotation, molecular function: 2-isopropylmalate synthase activity. The transcript has a single exon. The coding region runs from base 1 to 1731 and encodes 576 amino acids.